Molecule: messenger RNA, 3490 nt
Organism: Seriola aureovittata
Lineage: Eukaryota; Metazoa; Chordata; Actinopteri; Carangiformes; Carangidae
Product: protein-L-isoaspartate O-methyltransferase domain-containing protein 2
Exons: 7
Coding region: 144-1409 (421 amino acids)
Biological process (GO): protein modification process
Cellular component (GO): cytoplasm
Molecular function (GO): protein-L-isoaspartate (D-aspartate) O-methyltransferase activity
Source: RefSeq, a predicted model, not a curated record
UUACGUCUUACGUCAGAGCGUCAGCUGGCCGAAUGUUUACAUCCAGCAGUUGUGUUUCUGGCUGGACCCCUUAACAACAAAAGGCUGAGCACAAGGAAACCCGCUAAGACGGAGAAAACCAGUCGGCGUUUCCACAAGUCAGGAUGGGUGGAGCUGUGAGUGCCGGUGAGGACAAUGAUGACUUGAUUGACAACCUGAAGGAAGCUUACUACAUCCGCUCAGACUUGGUGGAGCGAGCUUUUCGAGCCAUCGACCGGGCUGAUUAUUACCUGGAUGAAUACCGGGACAACGCCUACAAGGAUUUGGCGUGGCGGCAUGGAAACAUCCACCUGUCUGCUCCGUGCAUCUACUCUGAGGUGAUGGAGGCUCUGGAUCUCCACCCUGGCCUCUCCUUCCUCAACCUUGGCAGUGGGACUGGCUACCUCAGCACCAUGGUCGGCCUCAUACUGGGACCAUUUGGAGUGAAUCACGGCAUAGAGCUGCACGCGGACGUGAUCGAGUACGCCUACCAAAAGCUCGAUUCCUUCAUCAAAACCAGCGACAGCUUUGACAAGUUUGAGUUCUGUGAGCCCUCCUUCGUUGUGGGCAACUGCCUGGAGAUCCCUCCAGAGAGCCGUCAGUAUGACAGGGUGUACUGUGGGGCCGGGGUGCAGAAGGAGCAUGAGGAUUACAUGAAGAACCUGCUCAAGGUGGGGGGCAUUCUGGUGAUGCCUCUUGAGGAAAAGUUGACCAAGAUCACCCGCACCGGGACGAACAGCUGGGAGACCAAGAAGAUCAUCUCUGUGUCCUUCGCUCCUCUGGUGUUACCUAAACACAGCACAAACGGCAAACCCAGGACUGUCCCAUUACCCAAGUAUGAGGUUCGGUCGUUACAGGAGCUGGCUCGUAUCUGCAUCCGCCACACCCUCAGAGUGACCACAGAUGGAGGAGACAGCCAGUCACGUGGCCGAGGUUCUUCCUUCAGCGUGGGUAGAGGCCUGGCGGUAGCUGGGCUCCACAAGUACGGCCCUCGCUUCAAACGCCGGCGCGUUCACCGGCGCCACUGCAACGCCCUCGUCCUCGCCACCCAUCAGGUGGUGGCCAGCAGCGGCAUCGGCUCCGCCUCUCUGGACAGCAACAACAACCAGGGAGGACGAGCGGUGGAUGAGGAGGAAGGGGCGGGAGAGAGGGAGGCAAGGCGGCAGAUGAGAGGGAGCAGGAGGGCAGUGAGAGGAGGAGGAGGGCUGGUCGAAGAGGAGGAGACGUUGGAGGAAGAGGAUGAAGAAGAGGAGCAGGAGGAGGAGGAAGAGAAGGAGACCGGAGAGCUGCUCCGACCCCAGCCGGCCGUGAACAUCCUGAGAGAGAGGAUACUGGGCCUGCCACUGCCCGAGCCUCUGAAGAUGUACCUGCUGUUCUACAGGGAGAAAUGAGCCCGAUGGAGCUGGAGUCAGAGCUCAGCACGGGCUGAAGCCUCUGCUACAACCCCACCACCACCUGUAUAAGGCAGGACAACAUGCCCCCGACCUUACCGACCCCCAGCUCCACCAUGGGUCUCUUGCUCUCUCUCACACCUGUCCUCAUUCCUCGCCAUCAUCCACUCUUUUUCCUUCUUCCUGUUUCUGCUCUGCCUCCCAUCGUUCUUUACUUAAUUUGUUUGCUGACGCUGUGAAGAGUCAGUUCAGUUCGUCCAGCGGAGGGGGGGAGGGAGAGCGAUGCUUCUCUGGGAACAGAAAUGGUUCACGCCAAUGUUUUAAACAACCAAACAGCCACUGAUGUAAACUCUGUGUCUCCUUUGAGGUGCAGAGAAAUAGAAAUCGGUACAAGACACAUGCACAGUCUUUUAAUUUGCUCUAAAGCUCUAAAGCUCUAAUUAACUAAUCAAGCAUUUGCCUAACGACAGCUCAACAGCCCACAGAGUAUCCACAGCUUAUAAAAGGCAAGGAGCUCCAUCAUUAGUGGACUAUACAUUCGCAACAUAGUUCAGACACUGUAGCAACAAACAGAGAGCACAGUUCAGCCAGAGACCAGAAGACACAAGGCUACGAGCUCUGUACUCCAAUUACAGCGGGUCCACAGGUUAGAGAGCAUGUGUUGACUGUACGAGUCAUGUGGACGCUGCUUUGUCCACAUGAGGUGGUGCUUGUAAAAUCACCCAAUGAAGGGAAGGGAAGACAAAGAGUCGGCUCUUUUGCUAUAUCAUAUUUAAUGAUAUUGUAGCUGCAGCUAGUGAGGAAGGUGGUGUGGCAUUCGUGAUUAUUUCCACUGAUUUCCAAACAAAAAGGAGGAGCUCUGCCGCGAGCCCUCAGUCCAUUAGAUGAUUUCACUUUAAUGAUCUGCUUUUCUAAGGCCGAGGCUCGGUCAUCGUUUCAAGCAUUUUGGGAGAUUAGUUGAUUUCACAGAAGGUUGAGUUUUCCUUUUUCUAUGCAUAUGUUACAUUUGUAUGAGUUGGCGUCUUUGUCGUACGGAGGUGAAACCGCCUCACUGUUUCUCUCUACAUCCCAUCGUACUCUCUGCACCAACAGAGAACGACCAUAAAUGAUUACAUACUUACUAAUAUUCCAAUUUACAUAAAUAAACCAGCAUGAUUAAAAACACAUAACUGUUUUUUGAUGAUUGACAGUGUGGAGGUUUUCUCUCACCGUUUUUUUUCUUGUAAUAUCUUGAUUUUUGAAUUUUCUGAGACUUGAAGUGGUGUGUACAUAUAAGAAGUGUUGUAUGUUUUGUUCUGUGAAUCAUAAAAACAUGAAGAUACUUUGAUACAUAGUAGAAGUAUCUUUGAAUAAAUUUUUUUCUCGUAGUUUCCGGUUCGAUGGGGCAUUAUUCUUAUUAUUCUUUUUAUAUUCUUUUGCUUUUGUACCAAACUCUCUGCUCCUUUCUGUGCCAAACUUAAGUUGCAUGGACUAAAUUUUUUUGAGGAUGCAGCAGAUCGACAGAGAAGUCAUGGAGCCUACAGAUUUGUUUUAUCAUUUCUAAAACGGCACCACUACCGCUGAAGUGACACUUGCGGUUGUUCAUGUAUCAGUUUUUAUCAUGUAAAGCCUUAGAUUUCUCCCAUUGGAAAAUUUGUAACUGAAGAAUGUGUGUGUGAUCAUUGCACAAGGCAAUGCAGAAGCACCCUGUAUCAGUGAAUACAGUUUAUUUGAUAAAUCAUGGAUGAGAUUACAAUAAAAGGAUACUGGCAGCAUAUUGGUUAUACUGUAUAUCCAACACUGAAUGGGAGGACUGAGUCCAUCUUCUCCGAUUCCUGCAGUGUAAUGUCUGGCUUCACUGCUGUUCUACCAUUUCCAAUGCUGCUGGAUCUGCCUUUGAAUCCUGUGUGUAGAUCAUUCCUUUUUGCAACAUGGGUACCAUUCACGUUUGGUUGUUGUGCAGUUGUGAUUCUUUGCUGAAUGUAAAUGAUCACGUUGUUUUUUUUAUUUUGGACUUCACAUGAAGUUUUGGUGAGAAUGACUUGUUUUUAAAAUUGAGCUGUAUUAUUGAUGCUGUUAAUAAAGUCCAUUAUAUAAAAGAA